GAUCCUCUCCUCCGCUGGAAAUCUCGUCUCUGUUCUGUCUACAUUUGCAUUUUAUCCAUUAAUCCCCUAGAGAUUCCAACUUUCCUCUUCGUUUUCUGGAUCUUUGCCAUCUUCUUCGAAGUUGAUUGAGCUCUGCAUCAAUGGAUUCAUUCACUAAAUCUGCUCGAAACUCCAGCUCUCCCUUCGAUUGCCUCCUUUUCCGCAACGCUUUUUCUGAUUUGGUUUCUCUGUAAAUCUCUUACUGUUGAUUGUGUUAUUUGGAACUGUUAAUGGCAGAUCUUGAUGACACUUUAUAUAGAAAAGAUACUGGAAUUGCUGAAGCGUGCAAAAGAAACAUUGAAGAAUUUCUUACGCAGAAAUGUGAAUUUGCAGAGGAUAAAGCGUUUAGUCUUCGAGUUCAGCUUUUCAGAACCUACGGAAGCUCUCUUGCCGGCUUGGGAGCUUUAGGUUAUGAUAUUGACGCUGACGAUUAUCACAGUUUUGUGCACGGGAGAUUACCGUACGAGAAGAUCAAACCAGAUCCUCAACUACGAAACCUUCUGCGGAGCAUCAAACAAAGAAAACUUAUUUUCACGAACUCCGACAGGAAACAUGCGAUUAAAGUGUUGGAGAGGCUAGGAGUACAGGAUUGCUUCGUAGAAAUCAUUUGCUUCGAGACACUCAAUCCGAAUCUCUCGAAAUCUACUCGGCCUGAUGAGUUUCCCGUUAUUCUGAAACCCUCGAUCGAAGCCAUGAAAAUGGCUCUCGAGGUCGCACAUGUUGAUCCUCGGCGUGUGCUGUUUCUGGACGACAGCGAACGGAAUAUCGCUGCCGGGAAUGCCGUGGGACUUUGAACGGUUCUGCUAACGAAGGUUCUGGUCACUCUCGACUCUCAAGUCUCAUCACUCCUCUCUCAUCAUGUCGUAUAAUUAUUCAGAAACAUUAAGGACAUAUGAAAGGGAAGCUGCUAGCCUUGUCUCUUCACCAACCGAAACCCCUUUAUACUGCACAGGCGAUGGAAAACUUCUCAAUGAUGGCUUUAAUUAUGGUAGGGAGAUCGGGUCCAUACCAAUUCAAUACGAUCAAUCAAUCAAUCCGAUACAGUUAAUACAGCCGAUCUGAUAUUAACAGUUAGAACCAUGGCAGGUAUUGAUUUGGUACGUUAUCAAUCUGAUACCGUUUAAAACCAGUAAUACCGGAAUAUAUCGUCCAAUUGUGUGAGGUCGAUCUAUCAAAACACAAAAAGGGAAGGCUAUUCAAUCAGAAGAGUUACGUCUGACAUGAAAAAGGUUACAUUCUUUGUUUUUAGAAAUCUCUCUUCCCAAAUCAGAACCCAUGGAGGUUAUAUGAGGAAGCAUAUAUAAUCAUUCAUUUCCCCAACCCAACCUUGGAAACGGAUCAGUUUUUUUGGACGUGAAUCAUUCUUUUAUGUCACACAUGGUAUGGAUAUGUGUCCUUGCAACUGCCUAAAUUUACUUCAAGCUUGGAAAUUUUCAUAAGCAACAAAAAGGUGUUUGAAUAAU
This is a messenger RNA of Macadamia integrifolia, 1502 nucleotides long. RefSeq lists its product as uncharacterized. The record is from RefSeq and is a predicted model, not a curated record. Bases 270 to 833 code for a protein of 187 amino acids. Lineage: Eukaryota; Viridiplantae; Streptophyta; Magnoliopsida; Proteales; Proteaceae. The transcript is spliced from 7 exons.